Molecule: messenger RNA, 2250 nt
Organism: Colletotrichum siamense
Lineage: Eukaryota; Fungi; Ascomycota; Sordariomycetes; Glomerellales; Glomerellaceae
Gene: freB-0
Product: Ferric/cupric reductase transmembrane component B
Exons: 4
Coding region: 1-2250 (749 amino acids)
Biological process (GO): intracellular iron ion homeostasis; iron ion transport; copper ion import
Cellular component (GO): plasma membrane
Molecular function (GO): ferric-chelate reductase activity
Source: RefSeq, a predicted model, not a curated record
AUGCGCGUACCGUGGUCAUCGCCGUCCUCGGCGACAGGACGAGGACGAGGACCGGGCCUCAAUCUCACCGUCGUCGCCGCGACUGCGCUCCUCUUCGCCACCUCCGUCGCCGCCUCCACCGUGUCCGUCGGCGGCCUCUGCUACGACGCCUGCGUCAACACCAUCCGCCAGCCGCACUUCAACGACACCGCCCCGGCCAAGUCGAAGCUCCCGCAAUCGUGCAAGAGCCUGCUGCACAUCAAGUCGCUGUACCUCUGCACGCACCUGCACUGCGACGCGCCGCACCGGGAUGCCGGGCUGAGCACGCAGAACGCGACAUGUCAGCAGUACAUGAACGUGUCGCUGCCACCGUUGGAGAUUAUCGGAGGGUACUCGGAGGAGGAGAUCAAGGGCCUGAGGAGGCUGACGAAGGAGGAGGGCACGGCGGGGACUGUCUUGAACGAGGUUGUGCUGCCCGCGGAGCCGUUUUACCAGAUUUGGUAUGAUUCUUUGGAAUCGGUAGAGUAUACCUACAGUCGGCAUUAUCGAUAUGGAUUCUAUGUUAUUGUCUUUUGGGUUAUUGUGUGCGCUUUCGGUCUGGCGACCCGUCUUGUCGGAGCCAUCGCCAGCCUCCAGCGCCAGGAAUGGGACUCGGAGAAGAAGCCCAACGCGCUGCACUGGGCUGCGCUCUGGCUCAAGCGGUACAUCACCAUCCCGGCGACCUUUGGCUACCGCUGCUCGCAGAACCUGGGCUGGUGCACGAUACCGCCGCGCAUCCAGAGCAUCACCAUCUUCGCUUUCAUCGCCGUCAACACGUGGUACUGUUGCUACGGCUAUUCCCUCCUCCCGGGGCACAUGUACUGGCCGGACAUGUCGAAGCAGAUCGGCCGCUACGUCGCCGACCGAACCGGCAUCAUCUCCUUUGCUAACUUUCCCAUCAUCUGGCUGUUUGGCAUGAGGAACAACCUCCUCAUGUGGGUGACCGGCUGGGACUUUGGCACGUACAACAACUUUCACCGCUGGGUUGCUCGCGUUGCGACAGUCCAGGCUGUCAUCCAUACCGCUGCCUACGUUUUGCUCAUUCUAAGCGAGGGCGGCUGGACAUACUUCCUCUGGUGGUUCACGCAAAUGUUCUGGUGGGCCGGCUGGUUUGCAACCUUCGGCAUGGUCUUCCUCCUCGUCGCCUCCGUCUUCUGGAUGCGCCGUAAGCAGUACGAGCUCUUCCUCGUCCUCCACAUCCUCCUCUCCAUACUCACCCUCGUCACCAUGCUCGGCCACGUCUCCAUCUUCAACCACCAGUUCGACAUGCUCUUCUGGAUCCCCUUCUACAUCUGGGUCGCCGACCGCGUCCUCCGCAUGUCCCGCACCCUCGCCUUCAACCUCAGGUUCUGGAACACCUUCGCCCUCGCAACCUACGACGCCACCUCCAACAUCGUCCGCCUCAGCAUCCCCUACCCCACCUCCUUCUACGAGCCCAAGCCCGGCACCUACUACUACCUCCACGUCCUCUCCGACAAGCGCGCCUGGGAAAGCCACCCCUUCACCAUGGCCUGCACCACCCUCAACACCCACCACACCCGCAAGUUCUCCUCCGAGCAGACCCCGCUCCUCGUCGCCUCCGACGAUAACCCCGUCGAACCCAUGUCCGAGGUCGACCUGCACCCCCGCACCGGCACCCCCUCCAUGACCUUCCUCAUCCGCCCCUACGACAGUUUCACCGCCCGCCUCCGCGAGGCCGCCGCCGCCCCCUGGCCGCGCCCCGCCCGCCUCCGCGUCUUCGUCGAGGGCCCCUACGGCCACACCCAGCCCUUCUCCCAGUUCGACGACCUGCUCUUCAUAGUCGGCGGCAGCGGCGUCGUCGUCCCCCUCGCGCACCUCCAGCACCUCUGCCGCGCCGCCUCCCGCGCCCGCUCCGUCAAGAUCGUCUGGGCCGUCCGCGAGCUGAGCUUCGCCGCCGACGUCCUCCGCCAGGACUUCGAGGACGCGCUCGACAGCGGGAAGCUGGCCGUGGAUAUCUACGUCACGCAGACGAGUCUCGCGACGAACGCCGUGCGGCCCGACGACUGGCCCGAGCACGUCAGGCUGAUGUACGGACGCCCGGAUGUGAGGGAGGAGGUGCAGGACGCCGCGACCGCGGCUGAGAAGAGCCGGCUCGCGGUUGUGGCGUGCGGGCCAAACGUCAUGGCUGACGACGCGCGGAAGAGCGUUGUUGAGAUGCUCGGACGCGGGUAUUCUAGGAUCGAGUACUUCCAGGAGAGCUUCAAUUGGUAA